AGCUGUUCUCUUGACACGAUAUUCGCACAGAGAAGCGCAUAAUGCCAUGGUCAGCUCCAAGUCCACUUGCUCGCAUUAUUCAUGCAAGUCUCGUCCUGUCCUUUUCCUCACCGCAUUCUUUUGCUCACAUCCUAUGCCAAGUUGUUUCUCUUACCCCAACAUCUUCACGUUACUUGACUUGCAUCGUCUCCCGAUUUCUAUCUAAACCCGCGGUUUUUAUCUGUCCAUCUCGGCCGAUUCCGCUUAAGUGGUAGACUCCACACUAGAUGUGCUGGCCAUCAACUGCAUGACACUUUUCGGGACCGGAUGAUCCGCAUUCAAAACCGGCUGUACUUGGACAAUAAUGUCCCAUGCCUUUAAAGGGUUCCCGGUAAUUGAUUCCCGUCAGCCUUGCAUCGUGGCAAUUGAACGCCUUUCUGUUGUGUCCGGGGCAGCCGGUCACAGAGGUCUUGUGACUUGCGGGCGUGACAGCGACCGUUCCUG
Fusarium oxysporum Fo47 is the source of this 483-nucleotide messenger RNA. RefSeq lists its product as uncharacterized. The coding region runs from base 42 to 254 and encodes 70 amino acids. The transcript has a single exon. NCBI's taxonomy places the organism in Eukaryota, Fungi, Ascomycota, Sordariomycetes, Hypocreales, Nectriaceae. The record is from RefSeq and is a predicted model, not a curated record.